This is a messenger RNA of Leptonychotes weddellii (Weddell seal), 2615 nucleotides long. The record is from RefSeq and is a predicted model, not a curated record. Lineage: Eukaryota; Metazoa; Chordata; Mammalia; Carnivora; Phocidae.
AUGGUGACUGAACAAGAAAGCUUUGUGAAGGACUGUGAAGAUCCCAAUCCUCUAAUUCGGGCCUUAGCAGUCAGGACCAUGGGGUGCAUCUGGGUGGACAAGAUUACAGAAUAUCUCUGUGAGCCUCUCCGCAAGUGCUUGAAGGAUGAAGAUCCCUAUGUUCGGAAAACAGCAGCAGUCUGUGUGGCAAAACUCCAUGAUAUCAAUGCCCAAAUGGUAGAAGAUCAGGGAUUUCUGGAUUCUCUGCAGGAUCUCAUAGCAGAUUCAAAUCCAAUGGUGGUGGCUAAUGCUGUAGCAGCAUUAUCUGAAAUCAGUGAAUCUCACCCAAACAGCAACCUACUUAAUCUGAACCCACAGAACAUUAAUAAGCUGCUGACAGCCCUGAAUGAGUGCACUGAAUGGGGCCAGAUUUUCAUCUUGGACUGCCUGUCUAAUUACAACCCUAAAGAUGACCGGGAGGCUCAGAGCAUCUGUGAGCGUGUGACUCCCCGGCUAUCUCAUGCCAACUCAGCAGUGGUGCUUUCAGCGGUAAAAGUCCUAAUGAAGUUUCUGGAGUUGUUACCCAAGGACUCCGACUACUACAAUAUGCUGCUGAAGAAGUUGGCCCCUCCACUUGUCACUUUGCUGUCUGGGGAGCCAGAGGUGCAGUACGUCGCCCUGAGGAAUAUCAAUCUAACUGUCCAGAAAAGGCCUGAAAUCUUGAAGCAGGAAAUCAAAGUCUUCUUUGUGAAGUACAAUGAUCCCAUCUAUGUUAAACUAGAGAAACUGGACAUCAUGAUUCAUUUAGCAUCCCAAGCUAACAUUGCUCAGGUUCUGGCGGAAUUAAAGGAAUAUGCCACAGAGGUGGAUGUUGACUUUGUUCGCAAGGCUGUGCGGGCCAUCGGACGGUGUGCCAUCAAAGUGGAGCAAUCUGCUGAGCGCUGUGUAAGCACAUUGCUUGAUCUCAUCCAGACCAAAGUAAAUUACGUGGUCCAAGAGGCAAUUGUCGUCAUCAGGGACAUCUUUCGCAAAUACCCCAACAAGUAUGAAAGUAUCAUUGCCACUCUGUGUGAGAACUUAGACUCACUGGAUGAACCAGACGCUCGAGCAGCUAUGAUUUGGAUUGUGGGAGAAUAUGCUGAGAGAAUUGACAAUGCAGAUGAGUUACUAGAGAGCUUCCUGGAGGGUUUUCAUGAUGAAAGCACCCAGGUGCAGCUCACUCUGCUUACUGCCAUCGUGAAGCUGUUUCUUAAGAAACCAUCAGAAACACAGGAGCUGGUACAGCAAGUCUUGAGUUUGGCAACACAGGAUUCUGAUAAUCCUGACCUUCGAGACCGAGGCUAUAUUUAUUGGCGCCUUCUCUCAACGGACCCUGUCACAGCCAAAGAAGUAGUCUUGUCUGAGAAGCCACUGAUCUCUGAGGAGACAGAUCUUAUUGAGCCAACUCUGCUGGAUGAGCUAAUCUGCCACACUGGAUCUUUGGCUUCGGUGUACCAUAAGCCUCCCAAUGCUUUUGUGGAAGGAAGUCAUGGAAUCCAUCGCAAACACUUGCCAAUACAUCAUGGGAGCACUGAUGCAGGUGACAGCCCUGUUGGCACCACCACAGCCACGACCCUGGAACAGCCUCAGGUUAUCCCCUCCCAAGGUGACCUUCUAGGAGACCUCUUAAACCUUGACCUCGGUCCCCCAGUCAAUGUGCCACAGGUGUCCUCCAUGCAGAUGGGAGCAGUGGAUCUCUUGGGAGGAGGACUAGAUAGUCUGCUUGGCAGUGACCUUGGCGGGGGCAUUGGAGGAAGUCCGGCAGUGGGACAAUCCUUCAUCCCCUCAUCAAUGCCUGCAACCUUUGCUCCUUCACCUACUCCUGCUGUGGUCAGCAGUGGUCUGAAUAACCUGUUUGAACUCUCCACAGGAAUAGGCAUGGCACCUGGUGGAUAUGUGGCUCCUAAGGCUGUCUGGCUGCCUGCAGUAAAAGCUAAAGGCUUGGAGAUUUCCGGAACAUUUACUCACCACCAGGGGCACAUCUAUAUGGAAAUGAACUUCACCAACAAAGCCCUGCAGCACAUGACAGACUUUGCAAUCCAGUUUAACAAGAAUAGCUUUGGUGUCAUCCCCAGCACUCCUCUGGCCAUCCAUACACCGCUCAUGCCAAACCAGAGCAUUGAUGUCUCCCUGCCUCUCAACACCUUGGGCCCAGUCAUGAAGAUGGAACCUCUGAAUAACCUGCAGGUGGCUGUGAAAAACAAUAUUGAUGUCUUUUACUUCAGCUGCCUCAUCCCACUCAAUGUGCUUUUUGUAGAAGAUGGCAAAAUGGAGCACCAGGUCUUCCUUGCCACAUGGAAGGAUAUUCCCAAUGAAAAUGAACUUCAGUUUCAGAUUAAGGAAUGUCAUUUAAAUGCUGACACUGUUUCCAGCAAAUUGCAAAACAACAAUGUUUAUACUAUUGCCAAGAGGAAUGUGGAAGGGCAGGACAUGCUGUACCAAUACCUGAAGCUCACGAAUGGUAUUUGGAUUUUGGCUGAGCUACGUAUCCAGCCAGGAAACCCAAAUUAUACACUGUCGCUGAAAUGUAGAGCUCCCGAAGUCUCUCAGUACAUCUAUCAGGUCUACGACAGCAUUUUGAAAAACUAAUAGACUGG